This is a messenger RNA of Bufo gargarizans (Asiatic toad), 2547 nucleotides long. It is a transcript of the gene ACAA2, whose product is annotated as acetyl-CoA acyltransferase 2. Gene Ontology annotation, molecular function: acetyl-CoA C-acetyltransferase activity. The transcript has 10 exons. Lineage: Eukaryota; Metazoa; Chordata; Amphibia; Anura; Bufonidae. Gene Ontology annotation, biological process: fatty acid beta-oxidation. The coding region runs from base 4 to 1323 and encodes 439 amino acids. The record is from RefSeq and is a predicted model, not a curated record.
GUGAUGUAUUACACGGAAGGGGCGGGGUUUCGGUGUAGGCGUGGUCGGGAGGACCUUGGCUUUGAUUAUGUUGGAGAUAACCGGGCUGUGAAGGAGAACAGGCCGCGCUCCCUGACCUUACCCUCCGCCAUGGCGCUGCUCAGAGGUAUUUUUGUUGUUGCGGCCAAAAGGACUCCAUUUGGCACCUACGGGGGAGUGCUGAAGGAUCACACCGCCACUGACCUGGGGGAAAUAGCCGCAAAAGCCGCCCUUGCCGCUGGGAAUGUCGCCCCCGAUGCCGUGGAUAGUGUGAUAUUUGGCAAUGUCGCUCAGACGGCGACCGAUGCCAUUUACCUGACCCGGCAUGUCGCCCUCCGCUCGGGGAUACCUGUACCCGUCCCAGCUCUGACUGUCAACAGACUCUGCGGCUCCGGCUUCCAGUCCAUCGUCAAUGGCUGCCAGGAAAUUGCCCUUAGGGAGUCAGAAAUCGUCCUGUGCGGAGGCUCCGAGAGCAUGAGCCAGGCUCCAUACGCCGUCCGAAACAUUCGCUUUGGUACCAAACUGGGAGCUGACAUUAAGAUGGAAGACACCCUGUGGGCCGGUCUCACCGACUCGCUCAUUAAGACCCCCAUGGCCAUCACCGCCGAGAAUCUGGCAGAAAAAUACGGCAUCAGCAGAGAGGAUUGCGAUAAGUAUUCCUUCCAGACCCAGCAGAGGUGGAAAGCCGCCCAGGACACCGGAUACUUUGCCGCAGAGAUGGCGCCUAUUGAAAUAAAGACAAAGAAAGGACCCGUUAAAAUGGAGCAGGAUGAACACCCAAGACCACAGACCACCCUGGAGCAGAUGGCAAAACUGCCCCCCGUGUUCAAGAAAGAGGGCGUUGUGACUGCUGCGAACGCGUCGGGGAUCUGCGAUGGAGCCGGGGCCGUCAUUGUAGCCAGCGAGGAAGCCACCACCAAACACAAGCUCACUCCACUGGCGAGGAUUGUAGCCUACCAUGCGUCGGGAUGUGAACCCAAGAUCAUGGGCAUUGGUCCCGUCCCUGCCAUUACUGAAGCAUUAAAGAAAGCCGGCCUGACCCUGAAGGACAUGGACUUGGUGGAGGUGAAUGAGGCUUUUGCUGCUCAAUACUUAUCAGUGGAGAAGGCCUUGGGCCUGGACCGCGAGAAGACUAAUGUCAAUGGAGGCGCCAUCGCCCUGGGGCACCCCCUGGCCGCUUCCGGUUCCCGAAUCAUCGCCCAUCUGACUCAUGAACUGAGACGCCGCGGUGGUAAAUACGCAGUCGGAGCAGCGUGCAUUGGUGGAGGUCAGGGUAUCGCCAUCAUCCUGGAGAACAUGAUGUAACCUGUCUGCACCAGUGAACAAUGUGAAUUUUUUGGAAAUAUGUGAACUCUUCUAAAGUAACCCAACUGUGCCUCACGUGGUGAUCGAGCUAAAGGUCUAUAGAACAAGAUGUCCGCUCCUUCUUCCCCUGAUCUCCCUGUCCGCCAUCAUGCAACCCAUUCAUCAUUAUUACUCUUCCAGGGGCCCGUGCAGGUGCCCCCAUUCCAGCAGUAUUACCUUGUGUGUAUUCUCAUUCUGUAACUGCAGGUGGCGCUGCUCACAAAGAGAAAUGCAGGGCAGCACUGAACUGUACAUACAGCAGUGAUCUCCCACCUUCAGCUGUCUAACUACAACCCUCAGCAUGCUCUGCAAGACAUCUAUACACCAGUAUGCAUAGGUUUACUGUACUUUUGCAUUGUAAGGACUAAGUUAGUUGCAAAAUUUCCCCUUGGCGAAAAGCUUUAUGUGGGGCUUGAUAAGGGUUUCUGCAAUAUCUACCUUUUUCUGAAUGUCUGUAUGCCCAUGUUAUCAGUAUUUGCAUAAGUAUUGACGCCCUUCUUCGGCAUGGCAGAGACAAUCAAUAGGCUUGUUGUCCAUGGGGCAGAAGAGCGCCUACAGCGGUGUGCGGCUCCUGUGAAACUACAAGUCUCAGCAGCUCAUGUUGCCAGUCUAUUGGUUUCUUUCCCCCGUAAGGCUCGAGGAGCAGAGUGCUUCCUAUCCCCCUUCUCAUCGGCUGAGAUUCACAUUCAGUGCCGCAUAUUUUGGGGGGGUCCAUUGAUUACUGUAGGGGGGCCUCAUCCUCUUUUGCUUUACUUGCAGCACCCAAGGGCAUAACAUAUAUAGCGGAUCCAAGGGCUUCCAGCAGCUUCAGUUAGUUCUCUGUAGAUGCUCCACAGCCUUAGGUUGAGGACCUCCCAGUAUGAGGGGCGUCCAACCUGUCCAAACCCCUCUUACUACUUCAGCCAAGUAUACAGUCUGCUCCCUGCCGUCUCUGUGGUACCCCAUAUGCUGAUGUGUAAUGUAGUCCAUUCAGUAUUUGUGGUCUCCAGCUGUUUUAGAACUACAACUCUCAGCAUGCUAUGACAGCUUGCAGCUGUGGUUGUGCACCAGGUGGCAGCCAAGAGAUGGCGGCAGCGUAGCAUCAGGAAUGUUCAGAUUAGUCGAUGACCACAGUAGAUAAGGGCUUGACUACUUGAACCAGUGCCUUCACAACGAGGGGAGAAUAAAAUGGGAUUUAAAGGUGAA